AUGGGAGUCCCAGUGGAAUCGAAGAGGAAGAAGGAGGAAAUCAGUGAGCAUCAGCACAGACAUUUGCUCCCUCUGCUUCCUGGCCGCCAGGAGGACUUGAAAUUUGAAGUGGAAGGAUUCAACCAAGAUAUUCCAAUGUCAUAUUUAAAGACUGAGAAAACAUUUGUGGAGCAGUCUCAGUUCCCCCAGCCUCUUCAAAUACAGAUCAAAUGCAUUAGAGGCCAAGACAAGGUUUCCCAAGGGUCUUACCUCCUCAAAGUGUCUCUGCUUGGCCGACCAGGGAGCUGUGUCUUGCAGUGGUGGCAAACAGAGCAUCUGAAGACCAGAACACACCCAGUUCAUCAUGAUAGGAACUUUUAUGAUGUGGGGCUAUAUUUCCAUGGAAGCCUUUAUGUGGUACUCCCUGACAGGAACAAUGUGAAACACGGAAUAGCUUUCUUGUUUGAACUCUUGUUCCUUUGUGGAACAUAUGCUCAUCCAGGUCGGGUCAUAGGCUGGGGGAUCUUUCCUUUGUGUGAUAACAAUUUCCAUGUAGUGGAAGGAAAAUUCAAGUGUCCCCUUCCUCGAGGACAAUAUAACAAGAAACUUGACAGCUUCAGGAAAAUUGAAGAUCUGAUUUGCCUGGACUUGGACCACUGGUUGUGCAAUCUCUAUUUUCAGGUAAUUAAAGUUCCUUUACAUUUGGAUGAUCAAAAGAACCAUACUCAGCUUUCCCCUGAAUUUCUGGUGUGUCUAAUGGCUGGCUCAGAGAAAACAAAAUUAGGUGUGGAUGAAUCAACUGGACCUUCGGGAGAAGACAUUUGUGCAUCGAUGGAUGGUGGAGCUCAGUCUGCCUUACGCUCUUCUCGGCUCUCUGUGCUGGAUGAUCUGUUUGUGCUGGGAGAUAGGCUGAGCAAUCAUUCUGUGAAGGAAAAAUCAAGCGCUUGGAGAGCUGAAGAACAUGAAGAUCGUUCACAGGAUACAUCUUACUUGGAAGAACUGGAGAAACAUCAGCUUUCUGUUUGCUGUUCUUCAGUUGCUGAUAGUAAUGGAUCUGGAGAAUUCUUCAAGCAUCUCCAUUUUGCGUUGGCACUGUUGUUUUCAGAGCUUGAAUUAGCUCAAUGGCAAAGCCAGGGCUUCUGGUACAUUAUUUUGCUGAUGGCCUCGCUCUGGUUCCUGAGGCUCUACCUGCAUUACCUUGGCCAGUGGCUUUUCCUCCAGGCCAUUUCAACUCCAGUUACAAAAUUCCAUUUUUUACCCCACACAGUUGAGCUUUGCUACCCAACUUCUUCACUUCACAUCAGAGAAGAGCUGGCUGUGGUUGUGUUGGGGCCUCUAAUGCUGAACACAAUCACAUUUCUUUUGGUUCUGAUCAGAUGGGGCUGUCAGCUACUGUUUUCCUCCUGCCCAGAUGCCUUGUCAAAGUUAAUCAUUUCUUUGGGACUAUGGGCAGUUCCAGAUCCACUGGCAGUGCUUUUGGUGGAUAUGUUCCUGGGGCGGCUUAUGCAUAGUGAUGAGACACCUCGCGCAGAUGCUGCGAAACUCUAUCGGAUGUUUGUGAGAACCAAGCAACCAGGAGUUGUUGGUGUGGCCCUCACAGUUUUACUCUACAUCCUGCUGUUUAUCUUGUCUUCUUCGAUUUUAUAUUUGUACUGUCUCAGGUUGCACAAUGACUGUUGGGUAUUAGAUGCAUUUCAGCGCAUCCACAGUGAAGAAACCAAGUUCUUCAUACCAUAUGACUUAGAGAUUUCCAAUCAGGAGCUCAGUUACAUAGUGAAAAGAGCUGUGCAAUGGAGAGGGAUUAACGGUGAAAGAAGGAAGGUGGCAGUGUAUGAUUACCUCUGGAAAAACCAUGGCAUCGAGUCCAGUGUCUCCAGCUGUGGCCUCCAACAUCAGAAUGAAACUUCUGUGUCUGCACUUGGUGCAGGAGAAAUUUCUCAUGUAUCUAUAUACACUGUUUAUCCCAGUGGGUUCCAAGCGCUAUUCUGCCAUUUUCUGAGACUUCCGGGUGGUGCCAUCAUUGAGGUUUUUGGUGACAUCAGGGCUUUGAAGAUUAUCCCCAGUGAAGUGAUCACAGCUAUUGAGCAGCACAUAAGUGAAAUGGACACUGUUCUGGGAGACUCCUUUGAUACUAACUCAAGAGAAAGGAGAAGGGUCCAUUAA
Castor canadensis (American beaver) is the source of this 2142-nucleotide messenger RNA. The record is from RefSeq and is a predicted model, not a curated record. Lineage: Eukaryota; Metazoa; Chordata; Mammalia; Rodentia; Castoridae.